AUGGCCGACCCUUCAACCUCUGCGGCACAGAUGCCACCCCCUUCUGCCUCCACCGGUGCGCCUGGCUACGAUGGCAAUGCGCAGGGCCAGCAACAGCAUAUGCCUCCCCCACCGCUCGCUAUCCCGCAGAACACAAACCCAAUCCCCACUGCCAUCAGCUCUCCCAUGUCUGGCGGCGUCAUCUCUCCCACGAGCGGCGGUCCCGGCUACCAAGCUCGUCGAGCUGCACCCGAACCGAACAAGAGGGCACUGUACGUUGGCGGAUUGGAUCCUCGAGUCACCGAAGACGUCUUGCGUCAGAUCUUCGAGACCACUGGACACGUCCAAAAUGUCAAGAUCAUCCCGGACAAGAACGUGACCGACCCAAGUGCCAAAGGCUUCAACUACGGAUUCGUCGAAUACGACGACCCAGGGGCAGCCGAGCGUGCCAUGUCGACCCUCAACGGACGCCGAGUUCACAACACUGAAAUCCGCGUAAAUUGGGCAUACCAAUCCAACAACACGGCCAAGGAAGAUACUUCCAACCACUUCCACGUCUUCGUCGGCGAUUUGUCCAACGAAGUCAACGAUGAGGUUCUGCUGCAAGCUUUCUCCACCUUCGGUCCCGUCUCGGAGGCCCGCGUCAUGUGGGACAUGAAGACCGGCCGCUCUCGUGGUUACGGAUUCGUCGCCUUCCGCGACCGUGCCGACGCAGACAGGGCACUCAGCUCCAUGGACGGUGAAUGGCUUGGCUCUCGCGCGAUCCGCGUCAACUGGGCUAACCAGAAGGGUCAACCAUCCAUCUCCCAGCAGCAGGCCAUGGCCGCCAUGGGCAUGACCCCUACGACGCCCUUUGGACACCACCACUUCCCCACCCAUGGCGUCCAGAGCUACGACAUGGUCGUCUCCCAGACCCCCCAAUGGCAGACCACUUGCUACGUGGGAAAUUUGACCCCCUACACCUCUCAAUCCGACUUGGUCCCCUUGUUCCAAAACUUCGGUUACGUCACCGAGACUCGAUUCCAGUCCGACCGUGGGUUCGCGUUCAUCAAGAUGGACACCCACGAGAAUGCGGCCAUGGCCAUCUGCCAGCUCAACGGCUACAACGUCAACGGCCGACCCCUCAAGUGCAGCUGGGGUAAGGAUCGCCCACCCACCGGCCAGUUCGAGGGCUACUCCCCAGCCGGACAGAACCCCAACUCUGCCGGGCCCUCCCCCUACACGCCCAACCAGUACUUCCCGCAGUACAACGGACCAGGUGGUCCCAUGUCCCCUCAAGGUGAGCGACACAAGAGGAAGCUCCGCUACAGGAAGGCUAAUGCGCUGGCAGGCCCGAGCCCUGGAGGUCAACCUUUCGGGCAGAACCAGGCUGGCUUCGGUGGACCAGCAAUGGCUCAACCCUAUCAACCCCAGAUGCCCGGUAGCGCUGGUGGUUACGGCCGCGGCGGCCAACCCCAGCAGCAAUGGGGACAGCCCAACCAGGGCAACUUCAACCAGAACGGCUUCGGUGGUUACCAAGGCUAA
This is a messenger RNA of Aaosphaeria arxii CBS 175.79, 1503 nucleotides long. RefSeq names its product nuclear and cytoplasmic polyadenylated RNA-binding protein pub1. The coding region runs from base 1 to 1503 and encodes 500 amino acids. The record is from RefSeq and is a predicted model, not a curated record. Lineage: Eukaryota; Fungi; Ascomycota; Dothideomycetes; Pleosporales. Gene Ontology annotation, molecular function: RNA binding. The transcript has 4 exons.